This is a messenger RNA of Eremothecium gossypii ATCC 10895, 264 nucleotides long. RefSeq names its product protein transporter TIM8 (gene TIM8). Lineage: Eukaryota; Fungi; Ascomycota; Saccharomycetes; Saccharomycetales; Saccharomycetaceae. The coding region runs from base 1 to 264 and encodes 87 amino acids. The transcript has a single exon. The record is from RefSeq and is marked provisional.
AUGUCCGGUAUUUCACCAACUGAGUUACAAAACCUGGAUGAACCCUCGAAGAAGGAGAUCAUGGGCUUUCUAGAGACAGAAAACUCUAAGCAGAAAGUGCAAAUGUCCAUCCACCAAUUUACCAACCUUUGCUUUAAGAACUGCAUCCAUUCUGUGCAGAGCGCUGAUCUAAGUGCGCAGGAGAAUCAAUGCCUGAAGGACUGUGUCAACCGUUUCCUCGACACAAACAUUCGGAUUGUCAAGGGCCUUCAGAGCAUUCAAUGA